AUGGUACUGUAAGUAAAAUGGGGAAAUUUCCGGCAACAGGACAAGUAAAGAAGACGACGAUGGGAACUCUAUCCCCGUUUUCUUUCUCUUCUCCUUCACAAAUAUAUCUCUUUGGCUGAACUAUAUCACUUUACCCAUUCUAAUUCUACUUUUCUUUCUUCCAUGACUAGAUCCACCACGACUAGGGAUUCAUUCAAUUUCCCGAUCCCAUUCCUAUUUUGCGGGAAUCGAAUCUGUGCUAUCAUUCCUAUUUUGAUCGGCGAGACCUGAAUCGACCUUUUUAUAAUAUAUAGCUCAAUCGUUAGAAAUCACAAGAAUUGAAAGGGCCGGGGGAUAGAAAGAGAUGACAAUUUCGGAUAAUGGAAAAGGAUUGAUCUUGGCCGUUGCCUCGGGCCUAUUCAUCGGUUCCAGUUUCAUCUUGAAGAAGAAAGGUCUUAAGCUAGCAGCUGCAUCUGGAACUCGGGCAGGCAUUGGUGGCUACACAUAUUUACUACAACCUCUUUGGUGGGCAGGGAUGAUGACUAUGCUUGUUGGAGAAAUUGCAAAUUUCGUGGCUUACAUUUAUGCACCAGCUGUUCUUGUCACUCCACUUGGUGCCUUGAGUAUAAUAGUUAGUGCUAUUUUGGCACAUUUCAUGCUGAAGGAACGGAUUCAGAGAUUAGGUGUAGUUGGAUGUGUUUGCUGCAUUGUUGGUUCGGUUGUCAUUGUAAUACACGCACCCGAAGAACAUACCCCGAGUUCAGUUCAGGAAAUAUGGGACCUUGCCACUCAACCAGGAUUUCUAGUAUAUGUGGUGGCUGCAUUGUCUACUGUUUUAGCUCUUAUUUUUCACUUUGAACCUCGAUUUGGCCAGACAAAUAUUCUUGUCUACUUGGGAAUCUGUUCAUUAAUGGGCUCGCUAACGGUUGUCAGCAUAAAGGCGAUAGGGAUAUCGAUAAAACUCACACUGGAUGGAAUAAGUCAAAUUGGGUACCCUCAGACUUGGUUUUUUCCAACAGUUGCUGUUAUUUGCGUCGUUACUCAAUUGAUUUACCUUAACAAGGCGUUGGAUACAUUCAAUGCUGCAAUUGUUUCUCCAAUAUACUAUGUGAUGUUCACAACACUCACCAUAGUAGCAAGCAUUAUCAUGUUCAAGGAUUGGUCGGGGCAAGAUGCGAGCAGCAUUGCGUCGGAGAUAUGUGGAUUCAUUACUGUUCUUUCGGGAACCAUAAUUCUUCAUGCAACUAGAGAACAUGAAACCGGCGUCACUUCAGGGAAUAUAACAUGGUAUAGUACUGGAGACGCGAUCAAAAACAUUGACGACGCACCACUUAUAAGUUUAGAAAAUUCUGGAUAUUUCGAGAAGCUGGAUUCAUUCCCUUGAAAUUGCUUGCGAAAAAGUAUAUGUUAACCACACAUGCAUGCAGCAUGCACCGAUUUUGGUUGCUCUGAAUUAAUUCUUUCUGUGAUAAAACAUCGAUACCUAUAACAGAAGAGGAGUCAGGUUCGGUCUUGCUGAGACAGCCACAGGGACGUUUGGGCGAGUCUUAUAUAUAAUUGCUUGAUCAAUCUAAGAUGUUGGAAGAUUUUCGCACUUGUGAUUGUAUUUUCGAUUAGGAUUCUUAUAUUUUUCUUGCUGGUUAAUUAGCUAGCUAGCUAGAUUGUAGUGUAAAUUUAUUGUGCAAGAAACAACAAUGAAGAUGAACUUUUAAACUCUAAGGCAGGCAAUACAUAUAACAAUUUCGAUUCUUUGACAAA
This is a messenger RNA of Impatiens glandulifera, 1737 nucleotides long. RefSeq names its product probable magnesium transporter NIPA6. The transcript is spliced from 9 exons. The record is from RefSeq and is a predicted model, not a curated record. Gene Ontology annotation, cellular component: membrane. Bases 344 to 1363 code for a protein of 339 amino acids. Gene Ontology annotation, biological process: magnesium ion transport. Lineage: Eukaryota; Viridiplantae; Streptophyta; Magnoliopsida; Ericales; Balsaminaceae. Gene Ontology annotation, molecular function: magnesium ion transmembrane transporter activity.